Molecule: messenger RNA, 3198 nt
Organism: Closterium sp. Naga37s-1
Lineage: Eukaryota; Viridiplantae; Streptophyta; Zygnematophyceae; Desmidiales; Closteriaceae
Source: the annotation of a GenBank genome assembly
AUGGCGGCGGACCACCUGGCGGAGUCGCUGCACGCCGUCUCUCCCGACGCCACGGUCGCGCUCGCCGCCGGCCCCACGCCGGCGCUCGUGGCGCUCGUGUCGCUGGCGGUGCUCGUGUCGUCGCUCGCGCUCUUCGUGCUUCGCCAUCGCGCCGCCUCGCUGUCCAAAGCACCAGUCGCCGCGGGGCCCGGCGGCGGCAGCAAGUACCAGCCGCUCGCUACAAAGGAUGUAGCGGCGGUGGCGGCGACGAAUGGCGAGGAGCGGAAGGGCGAGGGGGAUAAGGCGGAGCGCGACGACUCGAAGGUGGCGAUCGGCAUUCUGUUCGGCACGCAGACGGGCACGUCCGAGGGAUUCGCCAAGACACUUGUGUCAGAGCUGCAGCACCACUUCGCAUCGCACUGCACCGUGGAGCUCAGCAGCCUGGAUGAUCUAGCGGAGGACAGCGAUGGCUUCACAGCGAAGCUGAAGGCCUUCCACGCCGCCUUCUUCCUCGUCGCCACCUACGGGGACGGAGAGCCAACGGACGAUGCGCAGCGCUUCUUCAAAUGGCUGCACGCCACCGCUGCUGCUGCAGAGGCUCAGGACGACAGCCCCUUGCCACUGCAGGGGCUCCGUUUUGCUGUCUUCGGGCUGGGAAAUCGGCAGUACGAGCACUUCAACCUGAUGGGCAAGAUGCUUGACAAGCACCUCGCUGCCCUCGGCGGGCAGCGCGUGGCGGAGGUGGGGUUGGGAGACGACGACCAGUGCAUCGAGGACGACUUCAAGGCCUGGCGGGCGGGGCUGUGGAAGGGCUUUGAGGCGCUCGUGCUGGGCCGGGGGGCGGGGGGCGAGGGGCAGCAGGGCGAGGGGGCAGCGGGGGAGUGGGAGGACGAGGAGGAGGAGGUGCAGGAAUAUCAAGUGCGGUUCCACAGCCGAGUGGGGCAGGCUGGGGUUGCUGGGGAGAAUGGAGAGCUCAACGGGGGGUUGAAUGGGCACGUGCAUGAAGAGAUGAAUGGCAAGAUGAACGGGGAGACGAAUGGGAAGGUGAAUGGAGGAGAAAAGCAGGUGAAUGGCGUGGGGGAGCAUAAGAAUGGCGGGGAGGAGGAGGAGGAGCAGAUGAGCAUGGGGGAGGCGAUUGCUGCUGUCGGGUGGCACUCGCACAGCAUUGGCAGGGCGCGGGUGGCAGUGGUGAGGGAGCUGCAGGCGCCCAACUCAGACCGAUCCACGCUGCAUGUGGAGCUCGACCUCUCGCCCUGCCCGCAUCUGCAGUACAAGGUGGGCGACCACGUGGCAGUGUUUCCUGAGAACAGCGACGCUGACGUGGCAGCAGUGGCCAAGUGUCUGGGAUUGGACCUGGAUGACGUCAUCUCCCUGCAUCUCCCCUCGCCCUCGUCCUCCCUGCCACCGCCCCCUCCCGGCCGCCACUCCAUCCGCUCCGUGCUCGCCUCGCUGCCUGACCUCCACUCCUCGCCGCGCAAGGCAGCGCUGGCAGUGUUGGCGCACUUUGCCUCCCACCCCGACGAGGCGGCGCGCCUCAAGCACCUGGCCAGCGACGGAGGCAAGGCGGAGUACCGCGAGUGGGUGGCGGCGGCACACCGCUCGCUGCUGGAGGUGCUGCAGGCAUUCCCCUCCGUGCGCCCGCCCCUCGCUGUGUUCCUCGCCUCCGUUGCGCCGCGCCUGCAGCCGCGCUUCUACUCCAUCUCCUCCCACCCCAGGCACGAGCCGGGCGCACUGCACAUAACGUGUGCGGUGGUGAGGGACAUCACCCCAGCAGGCCGCAUCCACCACGGCGUCUGCUCCUCCUUCCUGCACCGCCACCUCCCCCUGCCCACCCCCGCCUCCACCUCCCCCGCCCCCUCGCCCCCCGUGCUGCUGCCGGCGUUCAUCCGCUCGUCGCACUUCCGCCCGCCCACCGACCCCACGCGCCCCAUCGUGAUGGUCGGCCCUGGCACCGGCCUCGCGCCCUUCAGAGCCUUCCUGCAGCACCGCGCGUUGCUGCAGAAGGGCGGGCAGCAGCUGGGGGAGGCGCUUCUGUUCUUUGGGUGCCGCCACCGCCACCAGGACUACAUAUACCGGGAGGAGCUGGCAGCGUAUGAGGAGAGCGGCGUGCUGUCAGCGCUGCACGUGGCCUUCUCGCGAGACGGGCCCUCCAAGGUCUACGUGCAGCACCUGCUCAAGCAACAGGCGGAGAGGGUGUGGCAGGUGGUGGGGAGGCGGGGAGGCAGUGUGUACGUGUGUGGGGACGCCAAGGCCAUGGCCAGGGACGUGCACCAUGCGCUGCUCGAGGUCGCUGUGGAGCAGGGUAAGAUGGCGAAGGAGGCGGCAGUAGCAUUGUUGGAUGGUUUAGCAGAGCAGGCGCCAGCCCGCUCCGCCUCGAACUCUCCAUUCCCGCCUGCGGUCCCCCGCACGUCCGCUCUCCCCGCCAUGGCGCCUCCCCGCGUCUCGCUACUCACAACGCGACGCCUCUCGUUCGCCGGGCUCGCGCUCUGCGCGCUUCUCGCCGCGGCCCUCUUCCGCCCCGCGCUUUCCCGCGCAUCUCUGCACGUCGCGCGCGGGCGAGCGCUAGAGGAGGACGACGAGCGGGAGGAGAGCAGCGAUGACGGCGGAAGCACAGAUCGGAUGCGCUCGCAGGGAAAGUUGCGCUCGCAUUGGCGCGCGGAGGAGGAAGGCGAGGUGAAUGACGACUCGUCGCACGACGACCACCACGAUUACGACGACCGCGACGACCACGACGAACAUUACGACCAUCAUGACGACAAUGGAAGUGAUGGCGACGAUGGCGACGACCAUUCGCGCGACCACGACCAAUCCGGGGUGACCUCGUCGCCGUCCGCGCCCUCCCCGCCCACCACCACCCCCUCCGACCCCGCCGUCUCCCCGCCGCCCCCUACCUUCCCGUCACUGACGUGCGCGCCUGGCGCGGGGACCACCACCACUACCCGUGCUGUGGCGGCAAGGUGUGCUGCGAGCGCCGCCCCGGGUCGUGCUGCCGCAACCAGCGCGGAGAGCCCUACUGCUGCCGCUUCCCCUCCACCUGCUGCCGCCACGGCUGCUGCAACGUCUGAACUGGCCGCCCUGCACUCUUCCACUCCCACCGCACCAUCCUGCUGCUCAAGGCUCAAGCCUGCUCGCCCUCCCUGCAUGUGUGCCCUGCUCAUGCUGGGACAGUCCUCUGCCACAUGUAGAGUGCUGCAUGCUCUGCUCUCUCUGCUCCUUUAG